AUGGCGGCCACAACCGAAGGCAAAGUCAAUUUAAAGCUCCUAGUUAACGUGAAAUGCCAAAGGGUUUUAUUUGCCGAAGCAAACAAAGACUUCAUUGAUUUCCUUUUCAACAUGAUGGCAUUGCCUAUUGGCACUAUCGUAAGGCUUCGUAACAAAGAAGGCAUGGUGGGUUCACUUAGUAAGCUUUAUAAAAGCAUUGAAGAGUCAAGCCAUGUGCAUAUGCAACAGCCAUUUCAAACCAAGGAAGCAUUGUUGAACCCCGAAGUUUUAGCCCACUCUGGUACAAAGGCUUUUACAGGUGUCAAUGAUAUUAGACCUGGCUUUGGCCCUUCUCCCUGUCCCUCUUACAUUGCAGAGGAUCCUGAGGCUGUUUGUCCUAACUGUCGUUCUAAGAUGAGUCACCAGGCAAAACUUGUUAAGACAAACCAGAAAACAUGUUCUAAUUCGUUGUCCUCAUCAUCAAGUUCAUCAAAUGAAGAAGGCGAGGGAGGGUAUGUGAAAGGGGUUGUUACAUAUAUGGUAAAGGAUGAUCUUAUGGAGAAGCCAAUGUCAACCAUUUCUAGUUUAGCUUUGCUUAAUAGUUUUAAUGUCAAAGAUAUUGAGGCACUCCAAGAGAAAACUAUCAAAAUCGGCAUGGAUGAGGCUAUGAAAUUGUUGAAGGCAUUGUUGCUGUCGAAGACUGUGCUUACUGAUAUAUUCUACGGAGAGAAGGCACAUUAUGUGUAA
Molecule: messenger RNA, 726 nt
Organism: Gossypium arboreum
Lineage: Eukaryota; Viridiplantae; Streptophyta; Magnoliopsida; Malvales; Malvaceae
Exons: 3
Coding region: 1-726 (241 amino acids)
Source: RefSeq, a predicted model, not a curated record